GGGACAUUUACGCAGAAAACUUUCCUAAUAGAUUACAAAACAUUUUACUAUUUUUUACUAUUGAGCAACUGUUGAGUUUCAUUGGUUUUGUUUUGUUCGCUUUGACGUAGAGAAGCUGAUCGAGACGACACGUAUUGAACAAAAAAAGCAAGCAGAAGAUAACAAGGCAAUCGCGAUAGGAAGUUUGUGUUGUAAAUGGGCUGGAGCAAAUGCCGCCACAGAAACUUAAAAGCCACCCAUCGGGUUAUAAUAGAAAUGUAAACAAUCGAACUAAUGUUAAACAAUUGUUCAAAAAGUAUUUGAAUUUCGAGUACGUAAAGUAUUUGAUAUUUGAUGCAGCGGCUUUGCCAGUGGUCACGAUAAUAAUCUUGCUGGCGGAGCUACUAAUAAACGUCUUAGUAAUAUGGCGCGUACCUUAUACAGAAAUAGAUUGGAUAGCUUACAUGCAGGAAUGCGAGGGAUUUCUAAAUGGAACCUUAAACUAUGCGCAACUCAAAGGUGACACUGGACCCCUAGUAUAUCCUGCAGCUUUUGUCUAUAUAUAUGCGGCAUUCUACUAUAUAACAUCGCAUGGACAAAAUAUACGCUUGGCUCAAUACAUAUUCGUCUGUAUAUACCUUUUACAAAUGUGGUUUGUGCUUCGCUUGUACACCAAAAGCCGUAAAGUCCCGCCCUACGUGCUGGUGUUAAGUGCCUUUACCUCGUACCGUAUACACUCCAUAUACGUUCUACGGCUCUUCAAUGAUCCAGUUGCAAUAUUAUUUUUAUAUGCUGCCCUAAAUUUGUUCCUGGAUCGUCGAUGGACUCUUGGGAGUAUAUUCUUUAGUUUGGCGGUGGGCAUAAAGAUGAAUAUCUUACUGUUUGCUCCUGCUUUACUGCUCUUCUACUUGGUCAAUCUGGGUUACUUUCAAACUAUUUUACAUUUAGCAAUUUGCGGCUGUUUGCAGUUACUUCUGGGAGCACCUUUUCUAAUUACAUAUCCUCUGGAAUAUAUAAAAGGAAGUUUCAAUUUUGGACGGGUUUUUGAACACAAAUGGACCGUUAACUACAGAUUCCUGCCACGCGAAUUAUUUGAAAAUAACAUUUUUCACAUUUCUCUGCUAUUGGCACAUCUUCUGCUUCUUCUAUUAUUUGCAAAGCCAGCAUAUACAUUUUUUAAAAAUUAUGUCCGACUGCGAGCUCUACAAGAUCAAUUACAACCCCAAAUACAGCGUAAAAAUCUGGAAAUAAAACUACAAAACAGCAAAAAACACAAUAAAACUAAAGAAGUAAAGUUGGAGGAAGCGGAAGAGAGACUUACACCCGAUCAACAAGCCUUUUUAAAGUCAUUUGAAAAAGGCUUGCAAAGAAGUACUGGACUAAAAGGUCCCAAGCAGCAUCAAGAUGUGCUUCCGGCGGAUGAACAAAAUGUAUCUAUACACUUCGAAAAGUGUACGCAACUCGCCAUCUUGCCAUUCUUCUUAUGUAAUUUUAUUGGCUUAAUUUGCGCUCGUUCUUUACACUACCAAUUCUACGUAUGGUACUUUCAUUCAUUGCCAUACCUCACAUGGUCAACCGAUUACAGUUUGGGCAUACGAUUUCUAUUGCUUGGUUUAAUUGAACUCUGCUGGAAUACAUAUCCAAGCACGAAUAUCACCAGUGGAUUGUUGCAUUUGUGCCAUUUUGUAUUGUUAUUUGGGGUGGGCAGAACUCUCUUUAGAACAACAGCGCAAAGUGCCGCACUGAGAUCACCGCAAGUCCAAGGGAAAAACCAUAUUAAAAAUAAGCAAAUUUAAAUAUGUUUGUAAAGUGUUACUCAUUGCAAUAAAAAAUAGCCGAAUAAUAUUUGCGCGAAAACUUCGUGGCGGCAACAUUGUUGAUACUUUUAUGUAAAAGCACAAAAAAAA
Molecule: messenger RNA, 1886 nt
Organism: Rhagoletis zephyria (snowberry fruit fly)
Lineage: Eukaryota; Metazoa; Arthropoda; Insecta; Diptera; Tephritidae
Gene: Alg3
Product: Alg3, alpha-1,3- mannosyltransferase
Cellular component (GO): endoplasmic reticulum
Molecular function (GO): dol-P-Man:Man(5)GlcNAc(2)-PP-Dol alpha-1,3-mannosyltransferase activity
Source: RefSeq, a predicted model, not a curated record